Meriones unguiculatus (Mongolian gerbil) is the source of this 5712-nucleotide messenger RNA. RefSeq names its product HEAT repeat containing 6 (gene Heatr6). Bases 21 to 3542 code for a protein of 1173 amino acids. Lineage: Eukaryota; Metazoa; Chordata; Mammalia; Rodentia; Muridae. The record is from RefSeq and is a predicted model, not a curated record. The transcript has 20 exons.
AGCUAUCUCACGUAGGAAAAAUGGCGGCCGUGCAGGUCGCCGCCUCGCUUUCUUGUGGGCAGCCUCGAGAGGCCCCGCGGGAGCUAUCUCCGGAGCAGGACGAUGGGUUCCGCCGCUUGUCUGCCAGGCUCCGCGCGCUGCAGCCCGAGGACAGCGCCGUGUCCCGCAUGGAGAUCCACCUGCUCUUCGACCAGCUCAUCUCCGAGAACUACAGCGAGGAUGGCGGCGUGGCUCCGGAGGAUGUCAGUGCUCUUCUUGUGCGAGCUUGUCAGCUGGUGCCUCUUAACCAGAAUCACCUUGUGAGCAAAGUGUCUCAGUUGAUCCAUCAUUUACUUAACAGAUUACAGGUCGUUGUGGACGAGCAGAACUUGGAUUUCCUGUUGACCUAUACAAUCUCAGCUAUUCAGCAGUGUAGUUCCUGGACGCACAUGGAAAUUCUUCAAGCCCUGGCAGCUCUGGUUUACUGCAAUGGCUCCAAAUGUCAAAAGUAUCUCCCAGACUUGCUAGGCAAGAGUGGCCUCUUGACGAAGCUGAGUGACUUGGGUCACCCUGACCCUGAAGUCAGGAGAGCCGCAGUGCAUUGUAUGGCAAACUUAUGUCUCAGUGUGCCAGGACAGCCGUACUUGGAGGAGUCCUACCAACAUGUCUGCUUCCAAGCUUUCUUGACCAUUUUACAAUCUCCAAGAUCAUCUGAUAUGGAUGAUAUAACGUUUUGCAUGCUGUUACAGAACGCACUGAAAGGCAUACAGUCCCUUCUCAAUGGUGGGAAGAUGAGACUGACGCAGACCGAGCACCUGGGGGCGCUUCUUGCUGUGCUGAAGAAAGCCAUGUUUCACGGACUGCCUGGAUUGAACAUAGAGAUGCCCGCUGUGCUCUACCCAGCUCCACUUCCUCAGUACGAUGGGCGAUCACCUGCCAAACCCCAGCAGCCAGAACCCAGCGCUGCUCGACUGUCUGCGAAUAAAAAGAAAAAACACAAAGUAAAACCAAAGAAAAGCCAACAAGGAGAGAAGGAGGAGGAGGAAGAAUCCAGGGGUGAAAUGGAAGCUGCCCCCGGCCUCAGCGCGGGCAUGUGUGGCGAGAACACGUGGUGCUCCUCUCCUCCGGGCCAGAGCCUGCCUGCAGGUGCAGGCAGAGAGGCGUCCUCACCCUUCGCCUCCUCCAGCUGGAAAGGAGUGAGCAGCAGUGAGUCAGACUACUCUGACGCGGAAGGAGGCAUGCAGGGUAAAGUGAGGUGGUACCAAGCCAAGGUUCGCCAAGGGGCGUUAGCUUGUUUUCUUUCUACUAUCAAAUCAAUAGAAAAAAAAGUUUUGUAUGGCUACUGGUCGGCCUUUGUCCCUGACACGCCCGAGCUUGGAAGCCCACAGUCUGUGUCCUUAAUGACACUCACGUUGAAGGACCCAUCUCCAAAGACUCGUGCCUGUGCUCUUCAAGUUCUGUCUGCCAUCUUGGAAGGCUCCAAGCAGUUUCUUUCUGUUGCUGAAGACACCAGUGACCACAAAAGGGCUUUCACUCCCUUCUCUGUCACGAUUGCAUCCAGCAUUAGAGAGCUGCACAGAUGUCUUUUGUUAGCGUUGGUGGCAGAGUCAUCAUCCCAGACCCUUACUCAGAUAAUUAAGUGCCUUGCAAAUCUGGUAUCAAAUGCCCCCUACAACCGUCUGAAACUCAGCUUGCUGACCAAGGUCUGGAACCACAUAAAGCCUUACAUCCGCCACAAAGAUGUUAAUGUUCGCGUGUCGAGUCUCACACUCUUGGGAGCUAUCGUGUCCACUCAUGCGCCUUUGCCGGAAGUCCAGCUGCUUCUGCAACAGCCCUGUUCCUCUGGGCUCAGCAGCAGCAGCUCAGCAACUCCGCACCUCAGCACCCCUGACAGUUGGAAGAAAGUCCCCCCAGGACCCUUUCUGGAGGACGCCUCAGUCGGCACACCGAAAGGGUCUUCGGAGCCCUGCUGGCUCAUCCGACUUUGCAUUUCCACGGUGGUGCUGCCCAGGGAGGAUUCCUGCUCAGGAAGCGAUGGUGGCUCUGCCCUGGGAAGCACCUAUGAGCCAUCCCCCAUGCGGCUAGAGGCUCUACAGGUUUUGGCUAACCUGGCAAGGGGCUAUUUUUCAAUGGCUCAGCAGUACUUGAUGGAGCUCGGCGAGGUGAUCUGUAAGUGCAUGGCCGAAGCAAACUCAUCCAUUCAGCUCCACGGCAUGAAGCUCCUGGAAGAACUGGGUACAGGCCUGAUACAGCAGUACAAACCCGACUCCAACACGGCGCCCGACCAGAGAGUGCCAGUCUGCCUGGUGGUGAUGUUCUGGACUGCGAUGCUGAACGGUCCUUUGCCCCGAGCCCUGCAGAGCUCAGAGCACCCAACUCUCCAGGCAAGCGCCUGUGAUGCCUUGUCCUCCAUCCUGCCAGAGGCCUUCAGCAGUCUGCCGAAUGACAAGCAGAUUUUGUGCAUAACAAUGUUGCUCGGCCUGAAUGACAGCAAGAACCAUUUAGUGAAAGCUGCAACCUCCAGGGCCCUUGGAGUCUACGUGCUUUUCCCCUGUCUCAGGCAGGACGUCAUAUUUGUUGCAGACACAGCAAACGCCAUACUGAUGUCACUUCAAGAUAAGUCCCUAAAUGUGCGCGCCAAGGCAGCCUGGUCCCUGGGCAACCUGACAGACACGCUGAUUGCCAACAUGGACAUGCCAGAUCCAAGUUUUCAGGAUGAGUUCUCUGGACUCCUGCUCUUGAAAAUGUUGCAGUCUGCGAUACAAGCCUCCACAGACAAAGACAAGGUCAAAAGCAAUGCGGUCCGGGCCCUCGGGAAUUUGCUUCAUUUUCUUCAACCCUCCCACAUAGAAAGACCCAGGUUUGCCGAGACCAUCGAGGAGGCCAUCCAGGCGCUGAUCUCCACCGUUGUGAACGAGGCUGCCAUGAAGGUCCGAUGGAAUGCUUGCUACGCGAUGGGAAAUGUCUUUAAAAACCCCGCUCUUCCUCUUGGGACAGCCCCAUGGACCUCCCAGGCCUACAAGGCCCUCACCUCGGUCGUGAUGUCCUGCAAGAACUUCAAAGUGCGCAUCAGAUCAGCCGCAGCCCUUUCCGUUCCCGGCAGGAGAGCGCAGUACGGGUCUCUAGAGCAGUUCGCCCAGAUCUGGAAUGCGUUGGUCACCGCCCUGCAGAAGAGUGAAGACACUGCAGACUUUCUGGAAUUCAAGUACUGCGCCAGCCUACAGACUCACAUCUGCCAGGCGCUGCUUCACCUCCUGAGCCUGGCCAGCACCUCAGACCUCCCCUGCAUCCAGGAAACCCUUAAGCUGAAUGGAGAUAUGAUCCGGUCCUAUAUCCUACAGUUCUUAAAAUCGGGAGCAGAGGGAGAUGGUCCCGGAGCAGCCCACACCCCCCAGGAAAGAGCCCAGACGGUCAGAGCGGCCCUGCAGCACGUGUGCGGCGUGCAGGCGCCGGCCGGGGACACAGCCAAAGGGGUCGUCGUGGCCUUCUUAGAUGCUGUCAUGACCGCUCACUGCGAUUUCUCGGGAGGGCCAGAGGCACUCCUCGGGCCAGCAGAUCAGUGACUUCUCCACCCUCCCUUCAAAGGUCAUAAAUGGGACUCAGAGACCGGGCCUGUGCAUUUGAUACUUGGGAGUGUUACUGUGGGGCACAGGAGCGUCCUGUGAGCCUUUAUUUGGAAUGGGCUAGUGGCUAUGGAGCUCUUCCUCAAAGGGCUCAGCUGCUCCGGAGAGUGGUUUCUGUUACUGGCCACUCUAACCCAGACGACCACUCUCAGACAACUGGAGGUCAUGAACUGUUUAGUCUCAGAAAGGAAGAAAAUAGGUUUAUAAACAGGACCUUAUUAGAACUGUGUUUUCAGGAGUGUCACGAACUGUCCGCUGCCUUGGCUGCCACAGCUGGGGACGCCUGUGAGAGCACCCUGGGUGAGUGUGCACCUGCUCCCCAGCAUCUGCAAGCACCUCUCCCCCGCCCCAGGCUCUCCCCCUCCCACGGUCCAAGCCUGGGCCAUAGCAGCACCAACUUUUGACUGAAUUUGCAAAUGACCUUCAGGAUAAUAAUGGUCCCACAUACUUUAAAUAUGCUGUUUGACCAACCACCUUUUAAUUUGUAUCUUCAAAAAGGGUUAUGUGUACAAUUUAGAGGAUUUCAAAGAGAGAUUUUUAAAUUCUAUUUAUUAAUGUCAACCAUUUGUUAAAGUAGUUUCUGAAUGGACAAUUGUUUACAUUUAGAUUUUGGACCCUUUUUUUUUUGUUUUUUUGAGAUGGGGUUUCUUUGUAUAGCCUUGGCUGUCCUGGACUCACUUUGUAGACCAGGCUGGCCUCCAACGCACAGAGAUCUGCCUGCCCCUGCCUUCCAGAGUGCUGGGAUUGCAGGCGUGCACCAUAGCACCCAGCUUAGAUUUUGUGCUUUUGACCAUGAACAAUUUAGUAAAAUUAUUGCCAUCAAAAAAUGUAGGGUUAUGUCUGCAGACAUAGCACCCUGAAAGAGCCCAAUCUUGUCUGAUCUUGGAAGCUUAGCAGGGUCAGUCCUGGUUAGUACUUGGAUGGGAGACCGGCUGGGAGAAAUGUAGGGUAAUAGGAAAAACAAUUAAACCAUUUCACACUUACAUUUGGUGUGAAAUAAAUUAAAACAUGCAGAGGUUUGGUUCUAGUGAUAUUUGUUUAAUUAUGAGACUUAAACUAGGCGUGGUUGCACAUUUCUGUAGUCCCAGCACUCUGGAGGCCUAGGGAGAAGAAUGGCAAGCCUGAGGCAGCCUGGGCUACAUAGCAAGACCCUGUCUCAGAAAACUAUACCUUCAGUCCUGGCACUGAGGAGUCGAAGGCGUGGGGGGGGGGGCGGGGAGGACCAGGAGUUUGUAAGCCCAUCCUUUGCUGCGUAGCUCCAGGCAAACCUGGGCUACAUGUGAGAGGCUGUCUCGAACAAAUAAACAGAAAGGCCCAACAGGGUCUGAGAUGAUGACCGAGUACUAAAAGUGCUUGUGCAAGCGUGAGAACUGGAAUUUGAGUCCCCAGAAACCCAGGUAGGCACCACAUUAGCAGAGACAGGAUCCCCAUAGCAAGCUCUGGGUUUAAUUGACAGAUCCUAGCUCAGUGAAUCUAAAGUGGAGCUCAACAGAGGAAGAAGCCUGACACCCACCUCACGCCUACACACACACACACACACACACACACACACACACACGAGAAAUACAACAGAAAGCAAAGUUGUUAUUUAGCUUAAAAUACAGACUAAAGGGUAUAUAUACAUCUUCAGUUUUUCUCCUUUGCCCAUUUUUAUUUUUUGUCUCUUCUGUCAUGUGGUUCAGAAACGGCUGUGCGCGCAGUGACUGGGGAACAGCACUCACACGGACCGAAGUCUGCAUGUUCGUUUGGUAGGGGGCUAGUAUCUCCAAGGGGCCACCUGCACAGCGGAGUGCCACGCAGAACACUGUGAACUUGCAUUCCUUCAGGGGUGAUUCUGAAGUGGAUUGCUCCAGGGGGCUCAGGGGUCUAGCUGAGCCUUCCCUGACCUGCACGACUCUUCCACACCCUCGGGACUUCUCAGUACACCCUCAGCAGUGGUUUCUUGAACACACUUGAAUAAGAGUGAGGAUGUGACGUUUUCUGAUUCUUUAGAGCUUUCACCUGUUUAUCUCUUGGUGAAAAGAUCUGUGCAACGGGAUCUCACAGGUUUACUUGAUGAUCCGUUCCUAUCCUUUGCUUAUCUUGAAUAAAAUUUCACAUUCCUUCGUAA